CUGACCUCCGGCCAUAAGGCUUCGACUUCUAAGCCUUAGCUCAGUCAGGUCCGAGUCGUUAUCAGGCUAAAACGUGCCAAGUGACGCGAUACGAGUGCGGAGCGGACGUGUUCAGUGAACCACAGCGCGGGCACGUCGGACAGACAGAAAACAACAUGACAGAUUAUAUGUACACGGCACCAGCGAAGGGGGUGACGGAGGUCAUCGAAGGGAACGACAUCACGUACAACGACAUGGUCGAGGAGGUGUGUCUGGAGAACUCCCAGAUCCAGCAGGCAUUCUCCGGAGCCACCGUGCUGCUGAGUGGUGGUACCGGCUUCCUAGGAAAACUACUCAUUGAGAAACUACUGAGGUCAUGUCCGGAUAUCAAGAAGCUGUACCUGCUGGCCAGACCUAAGAAGAACAAAGAUACUGCUAAGAGAUUUCAGGAACAAUUUGAUGAUAUGCUCUACCACAAACUGAAGAAAGUGAAUCCUGACUUCACAGAGAAGAUACAAGUCAUAGAAGGCGAGAUAAGUUUGUUGGAUCUUGGAAUUUCUGAUGUGGAUCGACAGAAGAUCAUUAAUGAGGUGGAAUUCAUCUUCCACGGUGCAGCGACUGUGAGAUUCGAUGAAAACUUGAAGUCUGCCGUCAACAUCAACGUGAGAGCCUCCAAAGGGAUGCUGAUGCUGGCGAGGGCCUGCACCAAGCUGAAGGCCUACGUCCAUGUCUCCACUGCAUACAGUCACUGCACCAGAAGUGAGAUAGACGAGGUGUUCUACGACACCACCCUGGACGGAGACAAGUUGAUCGACCUGGUGGAGAAUAUGGAUGACAAAGUUAUUGCCGAUAUUACACCGGGGCUCCUGGGGGACUAUCCCAACACGUACGCGUUCACGAAGGCUGCUGCGGAGGACGUGGUCCUCAAAUAUUCCAGAGGACUACCUGUGGCCCUGUUCCGGCCCUCCAUAGUGAUAGCGACAGCGGAUGACCCCAUUGUUGGAUGGAUCGACAACGUGUACGGACCAACCGGGGUGGUGGUGGGCUCUGCUGUCGGUCUGCUUCACGUGCUGAACUGCAACCAAAAGAACAUCGCCGACCUGGUGCCGGGAGACGUUGUGGUGAACGCCUGCAUCGCGGUAGCCUGGAAGACAGCGCGAGACCAUCGAGACAACCACGAAGCACCGCCGCAAGACACCGUGCCCGUCGUCUACAACUGUGUGUCCUCUGUGGAGUCUCCAGUCACCUGGGAACAAUACAUGAAACUCAACGAGGGGUACGGGCUGAAGGUUCCUCCAAUCCAGGCGAUCUGGGGCUACCUCCUGAUCCUGACUCCUUCCGCCUUCCUCUACACGAUUUACAGCUUCAUCCUCCACUGGAUACCAGCAUACAUCAUUGACGCAGUAUUAGUUAUCAUUGGAAAGAAGCCCAUGUUGAAACAGGCGUACAAGAAAAUACAAAAGUUCUCGGGAGUUAUCGGCUACUUCGCCUUACGCCAGUGGAAGUUUUACAACAACAACAUGCAAUCGUUAUAUAAAGAGAUGGGCGUCGCAGACAAAACCAUUUUUAAGUGUUCGAUGGCCGGCUUCGACUGGAGUCAUUACUUCUACAACCACGUGAGGGGAAUCCGAGUGUACCUACUGAAGGAUCCCUUGGACACGGUGCCUCAGGGGCUGAGGAAACAACUUAAACUGAGGCUCCUCUCAGUACUGCUGAUGGCAGUUCUUGGUUUUGUUAUGUUGAGGCUGCUUGUCUGGUUUGUAAGAUGGCUCGUUUAGUUGAGCAUGGAGUAGUGAAUAAUGUUACAGGAAAUACAUUCUGAUGUUGUCUGUACAACAGAUUAAUAUCACAGUUAGACUCACAUUUAUAAAGGAAUAUUUUAUUUUAUUAUUGUACAAAAUAUAUUAUUUAUUUGACGAUAAGGCAUUUAGAGUAUUGUGCGACAUGCAUUCUACUGCGGAUUAUAUAAAAAUAAUUCUAUGUACUGACCCACGACAUGGGGAGCUAAUUUCCAUUGUAUUUGAAUCUUUUACUUCAAGACUGGUCUUCUUUCCGACGAGACUGAAAACUAUAGACAUAUAUAUAUCUAUAUGAGAUUACUUAAUAUUAUAUCUGUGCCUUAUUAGACCAUUUUCGUUUUAAUAUUUAAUACUUGUACACUUACAGUGUUAUUUUCCUUUUAGGAUUAUCGUUUAUUUAUUGUUUGAACAUCAUUACUAAUUUCUGUGAGAGUUCCUUGAGAAAUGAGAUAUUUAAUACUUGAUAUCAUAUUUUUAUUGUUCGAUUUAGAAAACAAGCCUUCAGUAAUGAGAACUGCAAAAUAAUGAGACUAACUUAGUACUAGGAUAAGAAUUGAAUAAUAUAGGAAACAAGUUAAAAAUUUAUUCAACUUAUUAUUAGUAUCGAGUGAUUUAUUACUUACUUACCUAUAGCCGCGUCCGCUGCGCCGUUUUUUGAGUUUGUUAAAACAAAAACAUGUUUUAUAAACAGAUGAGGGGCGUGGCUUAAGUUUUCUUAAAUAAAACAGAUGUUUUAUUCCAUCUCUGGAUAACGUGGAGAAAUAGAUAACGUAAUUCGUAGCUAGCGAUAAUUCUAUUUGGUUUGUUUGUGAUGGAGUGGAAUAAAGAAAAUACUUUGCUUUUUAUAUAACUGAUAACAGAAAGACCGGUACUUUGGCAUGUUACAUUGUUAGAUCAUAAAAAUAAAUACAAAAAGCUGGAUACACUUCGUCGGAACUCAUUUUUGAAUUAAACCAAAAACAGAUGCAGCGGACAGACUGUUUUGCUAACAUGUUUUUUUGACAUGUUUUGAUACAGUGUUUUGUUAAAAAUUUUGGCGCAGCAGACCCGGCUUUACACAACACAGUAUGAUAACUCUGUUUUCUAUCUCAUUCUCUCGCAACUCCCAAGGUAGGUGCAUGCUAUGGAUUCCUACGUAUAAAUUAUUUUUUCUAUUGUUAGCGUUGAUUAACGAUUAUUCGUGAAAUAACCAAGAUUGACUGUAACUUAAAUCAUUAGUCAAAGGAUUAGGAAUUAAAAAAAUACUCCUCGUUUCAAAUGAUCGACAUACAUUCAAAUGAUAGACAUAAGAAUAGUUAUAUGAAAGGGAUUGGUAUUGAAACAUGAAAUCUGGUUUAUAAGACAAGUUUGGUUCGGACAACAAGUUCACUCAAUGUUACUUGUAGACUCCUUAGCUGAUAAUUAUUAUAUAAGCAGGUAUUAUUGUUAUUCAUAGUACAAAUUCAAAAACUUGCAGAGUUCAACUGAUAACGUAAGCGCUAAAUUGCUUAAUAUUUGAUAAAGAAUAUAAAGUCUGCCCUAAUUUAAAAUAAUGUCACUCCUUGCGAAGAAAAUGAAUGUUGUUUCAUAUAUAAAAAGGAGCAGAAUAGUUAUUGAAAUGAGCGCAUCGUGUGACUCAAAAGUGUCCUAAUUGGGACACAUUUUGACAGUUACUAACAUUUGCCUACACUAAUUAACUGUCUCCUUUUGCAUUAUUGUUUAAACCCCGCUAAUUGUUUGUGUUCUACAUCAAUUUAAAGUGGUAAUGGGCCGCUGAAUACCUAAAUUUUUUGACGUUUUGUGAAUAAUUGUAAUAUUAGGUACUUACCUAUUAUGAAAUCAUUGGCGAAAAUAAGAACGUAAACCACAAAGGAAACAUUUAAAUUAUUAGAGAUUUUAUUUUGUUACGUUUAAAACUGGUUGAAGAUGUGUUGAUCAGAGUAGAUAUUGUAACAAUAACAAAAAAAAACAUAAAAAAGCGAUUCACUCGAUUGUAUGAAACGUGCAGUCAUUGACAGAUUGAUUGAUGGUGGCAAUAAUGUUGUGAAAAAAGGAGAUAGCCGACAUCUACUACGUUUUAAGCAACUGUUCGCUUUCAAACAUAGCCGGAUUAUACUUCGUCGCCAAUCGCGAUACUGUAAUUACUACUAUUGCAAACUUACGUCAAAUUACUGCACGUUUCAUAUUAAACUAAAUUUCAAUUUUUACUUAGGCAGUGCCGCCUCUUAUUACGUAGUACUUACAUCCUCUUUGGCUCUGUCACGCAGCACGUGUGACAGACACGUCACACGAUGUCAUUCUUCAAAUUCUGUCAUAUUAUAACAUACAAGCUACUAACAAUUUGAUAUAACAUUGUGAUAUUAUGUACCAAUAGUUGCUCAGUUAUAUUUAAGAUACUAUUAUUAAAGUGUAUAGUUGCCAUUUUAAUUAAUAAAUUAAUGUUUACUGGU
Messenger RNA from Leptidea sinapis, 4207 nucleotides. Its product is annotated as fatty acyl-CoA reductase wat-like. The transcript is spliced from 11 exons. NCBI's taxonomy places the organism in Eukaryota, Metazoa, Arthropoda, Insecta, Lepidoptera, Pieridae. The record is from RefSeq and is a predicted model, not a curated record. Gene Ontology annotation, molecular function: alcohol-forming very long-chain fatty acyl-CoA reductase (NADP+) activity. Gene Ontology annotation, cellular component: peroxisome. Bases 156 to 1757 code for a protein of 533 amino acids. Gene Ontology annotation, biological process: long-chain fatty-acyl-CoA metabolic process.